AUGUUUUCUGUUAGAGCUGCCCUCCGCCUACCAGGCCAAUUAAAGCCUGCGAGCUGCCUUAACCCCAUCCAUGCUAUUCCUGCCUGCCAUACUUCUUCCAAACUUCCGCUUGACUGUCGACGGUACAUCUCCGCAUACGGCUACACCCAGGCCAAGGCAUUGGUAUAUGGCAACUACGGCGAACCCAAAGAUGUCCUGAGUCUACACUCAUACUCCAUUUCCGCACCACACAACACCCAAGUCAACGUCCGCCUCCUCACCUCUCCCGUUAACCCUGCUGACGUCAACCAAAUUCAAGGCGUCUACCCAUCCAAGCCCGCUUUCAGCUCCGCCCUCGGUACCAGCACUCCCGUAGCGAUUGGGGGAAAUGAAGCCGCGUUCGAAGUAGUCUCGACAGGCUCCGGCGUCAAAUCCCUUUCCAAGGGUGACUGGGUAAUCAUGAAGAGGACGGGGAUGGGUACCUGGCGCACGCAUGCACAAUUCGACGAAUCAUCACUCCUAAAAAUCGACGACCGCACCAACCUGACACCACUGCAAGUCGGGACCGUUGGCGUUAACCCCGUUACCGCAUAUCGGAUGCUCAAGGAUUUCUGCGACUGGGACUGGGUGGGCAAGCCGGGAGAGGAAUGGAUGAUUCAGAACGGCGCCAAUUCAGGCGUGGGACGGGCAGCCAUCCAGCUCGCGCGGGAUUGGGGUAUUAAGACUCUCAACGUGAUUCGCGAGCGCGACACACCCUCGGCGACAAAGGCGUUAAAGGACGACCUUCUCUCCCUCGGCGCCACGGCUGUCCUGACCGAAUCCGAGCUCCUCUCCUCCAAGACCUUCCGCGAUAUCGUGCAUGACUUGACGCGACGGGGUACAGAGCCUAUCCGGCUCGCGCUGAACUGCGUUGGCGGGCCCAGCGCGACAUCCAUGUUGAAGGUGCUCGCGCCCAAUUCUCGCAUGGUCACGUACGGGGCCAUGGCCAAGCAGCCCCUGACGUUGCCAUCCGGACUUUUGAUUUUCAAGAAUUUGGUCCUGACUGGGUUUUGGGUGUCUAAAUGGGGUGAUAGCAAUCCGUCACUGAAGAGUGAAACGGUCAAUGAUAUCCUGAGACUGAUGAGGGAAGGUAAGUUUAAGGAUAUCCCUGUGCAGGAGGUGAAGUGGGGUUGGGGAACGCAGCUGGAUGUUUUGGCGAAUGAGGUCCAGGGUACGUUGACGGGGAAGAGGAGUGGGAAGAGUGUUUUUGUUUAUGAGGGGGAUUAA
Messenger RNA from Paracoccidioides brasiliensis Pb18, 1245 nucleotides. RefSeq lists its product as uncharacterized. The record is from RefSeq and is a predicted model, not a curated record. Bases 1 to 1245 code for a protein of 414 amino acids. Gene Ontology annotation, biological process: fatty acid metabolic process. The transcript is spliced from 2 exons. Gene Ontology annotation, cellular component: mitochondrion. Gene Ontology annotation, molecular function: trans-2-enoyl-CoA reductase (NADPH) activity.